CUUUUCCUCUCUAUAUUUCAAGUUCCAAACUUCACACACACUAAAUUAACAUUAAUUUAUUUAAUUAUUAUUGUUUUAGUGAUUAACAAGCUAAGACGGCUGGUACGAGGUAUUGCUUACAUACGACGACAUGGAUACGGCUACUCGCGACUUCAUGAGCGUCGACUCCUUCUCUCAGCUUCCCUUUAUGCGUCCGCAGCCGCCGCUCAAGGAGAAGCCGAUUAGGCUUUUCGGGCGAGAAUUCGGCGGCGACGAUGAGAACGCGCCGGGAAUAAUAAUGAGCCGGAGAUUUGAGUGCCAGUACUGUUGCCGGAACUUCCCAACUUCUCAGGCCCUCGGCGGCCACCAGAACGCCCACAAGCGCGAACGCCAGCACGCCAAACGGGCCCACUUCCACGCCGCAAUGAUCAUCGGCGGCGGCUCAAAUUACCGGCUCCAUUCCGCGCCGGCGGCUACUCCUUUUUUUCCGACUGCGGCUAGGGUUUACGGGAGCCGAAUCGCCGGCGGCUACGGUGCGGCUAGUCCUUACUCUCAAACUCCGAUCGAUGGGAGUCCACUGCCGCUAUGGCGGCUCCCGACGGUUCAACAUAGUUCUUCUUCAUCUCAUAACCACCGUUUGAUUCAGCCGCCGCCGUUGUUAGCUAACGCGCCGCCGUCUGUGACGGUGAUGAGUAGCUCUAAUGCGCGUCAAAUCGGACGGUACGGGUUUGAGCCAAAACCAAGCGUGAAAGAUCACAACGUGAGUUUAGAUCUACGCUUGUAAUUAAUCUUUUUUGUAUGUUAAGAGACAACUUUAACUUUCUUCAUAUAAUCUUAAUUAUCUGUACACUUUGAAAGUGGUUAUUUUCUCAUAAGUCAAAGAGUUAUU
Messenger RNA from Ipomoea triloba (trilobed morning glory), 868 nucleotides. Its product is annotated as zinc finger protein GIS-like. The record is from RefSeq and is a predicted model, not a curated record. The transcript has a single exon. The coding region runs from base 131 to 763 and encodes 210 amino acids. Gene Ontology annotation, molecular function: DNA-binding transcription factor activity. Gene Ontology annotation, biological process: trichome differentiation; response to gibberellin; trichome morphogenesis. NCBI's taxonomy places the organism in Eukaryota, Viridiplantae, Streptophyta, Magnoliopsida, Solanales, Convolvulaceae.